Molecule: messenger RNA, 1356 nt
Organism: Dendrobium catenatum
Lineage: Eukaryota; Viridiplantae; Streptophyta; Magnoliopsida; Asparagales; Orchidaceae
Product: protein trichome birefringence-like 23
Exons: 4
Coding region: 1-1356 (451 amino acids)
Cellular component (GO): Golgi apparatus
Molecular function (GO): O-acetyltransferase activity
Source: RefSeq, a predicted model, not a curated record
AUGGGGCAGCAGUCCUGUGGUGACGGGCAGCAGUUGGACGAUAGACAAAAUUCUAGCGUCGGGCAGAAGUUCAAUGGAAGCCCGACGAUGGGCGGUGGUGGUCCGGCUGAAGUCCGACGAUUGAUGGUGGUCUGGAGGAAGUCUAGACGGUGGUCGGGGAAGAGCUUGGUGACAAGAGAGAUCUCAUACUUCUCCUCCUUCCUCCUCUCCUUCUCCUCUUUUACUUACAGUUCGAUUCAGAUGCUUGGCGUAGAUCUGAAAGCUUGGCUGGCUCCAAACCAGAAAUACAGCAGCAUUUUUCUGAAGCUUGCAGAGAAAUGCGAUAUUUUCACUGGUAAAUGGAUAAAGAACACAGUAGGACCGGCUUACAACAACGCGACCUGCCCUUUCAUUGAACCUCCUCAGAACUGUAUCAAAAAUGGCAGGCCUGAUACUGCUUUCCUCUACUGGAAGUGGAAGCCGGAAGGAUGCCAUCUUUCUUCUUUAGAUGCACCGAGAUUCCUGAAAGCCAUGAGAAGUAAAUCAUGGGCCUUUAUUGGUGAUUCUAUACUACGGAAUCAGGUUCUGUCAUUGAUCUGUCUUCUUCAGAAGGAAGAGGUGCCUCUUGAAGUCUACCAUGAUGAACAGUUUAAGUCUAGGAAAUGGAUCUUCACCAACUACAACUUCACCAUUUCACUCAUAUGGUCUCCUAUGCUCAUGAAAGCCGAAAUCUUUGAGGACAGUGAUGGUGUGUCGAAAUCAGACAUCCAACUUCAUCUUGAUACUAUUGAUACCAAGUGGUCUAAUGAAUACAACAGUUUCAACUACAUUGUUAUUUCUGGAGGCCAGUGGUUCCUCAAAACAACAAUUUAUUUGGAGAACAACACUAUCACAGGUUGCCAUUACUGCCCAAAGAAGAACUUAGUAGAGCUUCCUUUGACCUAUUCCUACCGUAAAGUUCUCAAAAUAGUGUUUAAGUUCUUCUUAUCAGCAAAUCAUAAGCCUCUUGUAAUCUAUAGGACAUGGUCACCAAGCCAUUUUGAAUACAAGGAAUGGUCUAAUGGCGGAAGUUGUAAUAAAACAGAGCCAUUUAAGGGAGGCUUGAUUUAUGAAAAAGAUGUUGAUAAAAUGAUGAGAGGUAUUGAGAUAGAAGAGUUUAAAAAUGCUAUUAUGAAAAAUGCUACAAAUCUCAAGCUAUUAGAUAUGUAUAAUCUUUCAGCACAAAGACCUGAUGGGCAUCCUGGGCCUUUUAGGAAAUUUCAUCCUUUUGGGAAAGGGAGGAAUGUUGUGGUGCAGAAUGAUUGCCUUCAUUGGUGCCUGCCAGGGCCUAUAGAUUAUUGGAAUGAUUUACUAAUGGAGAUUGUCUUGAGAAACUGA